UCAAACCUCGGUCAUACAUCACGGAUCAAAUCAGGAGCUUAGUUAGCAAUCCAUAGAUCACAAAUUAAUUCUAACUCAGGAGUUUAGUUGGCAAAUCUUAGAUCACAGAUUAAUUCUAACUCAGGAGUUUAGUUAGCAAGACUUAGAUCACAGAUUAAUCCUUAUUCAGGAGUUCAGUUGCUUUCAAAUGCUGAGGCUGUGAAGAGGAUAUACGAGCGAUAUCCAUCUUAGGACAGAGAUGGGUCGCUGGCUUGAAUUUCAACAAGUCGCGGUGAUUUUGGUUGUUUUUUUCACAUUGAAUCAAUCAUCUGCUUUAAAAGAUCAACCAAGGCUUGAAACUCGUAAUGGACAUUUGUAUAUAAUAGCUGCAGACUCUCAGAAUAUUACAUUUGUCACUUCUGGAAAUGGAGCUGUUAAUUUGAACGGGGAAAAUCUGGCUCACCUUGUGGCUGUUGCAAAAAAAGCAGCUUCAAUUGUGGAGAAUGUACAGUCCAGCGUCCUGGUUCCAUUUGAAGAACGUCUGAAUACGUUGGCAGAUAGCAUAAAUGGUCCAAACGGAUUGCUGCAGGCUCUGGCCCAAUUACAGAGCAACAGGGACAAUACUUCAAUAGCUGUCACUGGAACCGGAAAGAGAUCCGAUGUAAAAGCGUUGAAAUCUAGAAUCAAUAGACUGGAGUCUAAUGUGAGAUUACUCAGGCAACUGUUGAGAACUGAUGAAUGUCAGAGCAAUCCAUGUCAAAAUGGAGGAACAUGUACGGAUAUGUAUGCCGGAUAUCAUUGUCAUUGCCCAGACCAGUGGGAGGGUGCCCAAUGCACAAUAGACGUGAACGAGUGUGCCCGUUUUGGAGGCACCGAAUUCGGUUGCCAGAACGGGGCGACUUGUAUCAACCGACCUGGCAGCUACCAAUGUGCCUGUGCCCCCGGCUACCAUGGCACCCAUUGUGCCAGCAAGCAACUCAAGUGCACCAAUGCCAACUCACGCGAGCUCUGCGGUCAUGGCACGUGUAUUGUGCCUGAAGGAGGGGCUGCUGAUCCUGGGUUUAUCUGUAUUUGCGAGACUGGCUGGGAAAAAGAUGGCUACUCCUGUACCAAGGACAUUGACGAAUGUAAAAGUUUCAGAGGAGUUUGUUCUCAAAAUCCACCAGUUAGAUGUCAUAAUGUUCCCGGUUCUUAUUACUGUGAACAGUGUCCACCAGGUUACUCAGGUGAUGGAUAUUUCUGUUCGGAUAUUGAUGAAUGUGCCAUUAACAAUGGAGGAUGCAGUCUUUUACCAAGAGUAUCUUGCGUCAAUACUCAGGGUUCAAGAACGUGUGGGCCCUGCCCACCAGGGUAUAUUGGAGACGGUGUUACCUGCACUUACGCCGGAGGGGCUUGUCAUGUCAACAAUGGAGGCUGUCAUCCCAGUGCCAGGUGCAUGCAAGUACCAGGAAUCAGCAACUCAUUUGUGCAAUGCACAUGUCCCGAGGGAUACACAGGGAGCGGUCUGGGCGCAGACGGAUGUGUGUUCACAGGGAUGGCUGUCUUCAACCCCUGCUCGCCCAAUCCUUGCAAAAAUGGCGGAUCAUGUCAGAACACUUUCGGAAACAACUUUUACUGUAUGUGCGCUGUGCAGUUCUAUGGUACUACCUGUGAUAAGGAACGGGAUCUGUGUACUCCAAACCCAUGCCAGAAUGGCGGAACCUGCGUUCCUAAUACAAGCUACGUUCCCAAAUCCAGAUUUGAGUUUGGUAAUGAGAACUAUCAUACAUGCAACUGUGUGGCUGGUUAUACUGGCAACAACUGCCAGACUGAACUCCAAGAAUGCGGCAUGGGACCCACAGCAGUGGACGUUGGUGAGAUCAGGUAUCCUCUGAGUGGAUCUCACACCUACCAAGGCAACAGCCAUUGUGAGUGGACUCUCUACGCUCGCAAUGAGACUGAAGUGCUCAACAUCACUUUCACCAAAUUCGAUCUGGAAUCGUCCACUCUCUGCAAAUCUGAUUACAUUCAGAUCUACGAUGGAAUCCCCCCCUUCGGCCAAGUGGUGGGGAGAAAUCGGUACUGUGGCAAGACACCGCCACCCCCUUUCCAGUCUGUUCAUAACCGCAUCUCAGUCACAUUUCACACCGACAAAUCAGUCAGUGGAGACGGAUUUGCUUUCAACUAUACUGCUGUCAAACCAGUUUGUGGCGGAAGAAAGUUCGUGAUAUCGAAUGGACAGAUCAGUUCACCGGGAUCACCAGGCCACUAUCCUCCCAACAAGGACUGUUUCUACAUCCUCAGCACCAGCUUCAACAAACGACUUCAACUCAACUUCUUCUCCUUGGACAUUGAGGAGUCACCUGAUUGCUCCAAGGAUUAUCUCAGGGUAUUCUAUAAUUCGCUCUAUCAUCUAUCUAUUUGUGGCGGAAGAAAGUUCGUGAUAUCGAAUGGACAGAUCAGUUCACCGGGAUCACCAGGCCACUAUCCUCCCAACAAGGACUGUUUCUACAUCCUGAGCACCAGCUUCAACAAACGACUUCAACUCAACUUUUUCUCCUUGGACAUUGAGGAGUCACCUGAUUGCACCAAGGAUUAUCUCAGGGUAUGGACUGAAGACGACCUACAAUUGGAGAAGUACUGCGGUAAAACCACCACGCCCACCCCGAUCGUUUCAGUUUCAAACACAAUCAAAAUUGAAUUUCAUUCGGAUGGCGAAGGUUCAGGAUCUGGAUUCCAAAUUGCCUACAAUAUUUUACCAGGCACCCCAGGCUGCGGCGGUAUCCUGACAGGUGCCAAGGGGCAAAUAGUUUCCCCCACCUCCACUCCUCACAACGCUGAUCAGUCUGGCACCUACCCUGAGAAUCUGCACUGUGAGUGGCUAAUACAAGUGCCCAAGGGACAGCGAAUCAAAAUGUAUUUCACAAAGUUCUCGCUGGAGGGACGCGGGAAGUGUGAGCAUGAUAAGUUGCAGAUUUCGGACGGUGGAGACUCAAGAGCAAAGCUGAUUGGAAAAUGGUGUGGAAACCAGUUGCCUCCAGUCGUGGAAACAACCGGAAACCAAGCAUUGGUGGAGUUUGUUACUGAUAAGACUAUUGGCGAUGAAGGGUUCCGAUUGGUCUACGAAAUCAUUUGUGGAGGAGUAUUCACUGAAGCGGAGGGUUCAUUCAAUUCUCCAAUGUAUCCAAGCAACUACAUGGUGGACCAUGCUUGCACGUAUCUCAUCGAGCAGCCUCCGGGCAAGGUCAUCAAACUGCAGUUCAUGGAUUUCGAUGUGUUCGGACUGCCUGGAAAAGGAAACGACCGCUGUCUCGGAGAUUAUGUUCGGGUAUUCGAUGGUGAGACCAACAAUGCAACAAAAAUUGGAGAAUACUGCGCCAAUCUGAAACCGAAUCUUAUCACAUCCAGCUUCAACUAUUUGAGGGUUGAGUUUCUAUCCACCAAACAUCGAACUGCCAGAGGAUUUUUUGCCAAUUAUACUACUAUGGAUGUUGCCUGCGGCGGUAUCCUAAAAUCGCUGACUGGCAUAAUCCAAUCACCGCAGUCGGCCAAUAAGCAGGGCAAGUACCCUCAUAACAUGUACUGUAUAUGGACAGUGGCGGCCCCUGUCGGAUAUGUCAUACAACUUACAUGGUCUCACUUCUCACUGGAGCCCAGCACCAACAACUGUGUACAUGACUAUGUAAAUGUAUUCGACAACUCCAGCUAUGUAAGCGCGGAUGGUAGCAGUGCUAGCAGCCUAGGAAGAUAUUGUGGAAGAGUUUUGCCUCCUCAGAUGACUUCCAACGAUAAUGUUAUUACAGUUAUAUUCAGGAGUGAUGGCAGUGUGGCCAAUGAAGGAUUCUUAGCCAAUUACAUUAUGAAGAAUGCCACUAUGACUUGCGGAGGAAGCUACCUGUCAUCCUACGGUAUCAUCAGGUCACCCAACUUCCCGAAGCCCUACCCGGGUAAUCGACAGUGUUCCUGGGUCAUUCACACCCGCAACAACCAGCAGGUGCGCCUCAGGGUGCACCACUUCCAGAUGGACCGCAACACUCACCCUCAGUGUCUCAGGGAUUAUCUGGAAAUCAGGAAUGGAGGAUCCGAUCAUUCUCCUCUGAUAGGCAAAUACUGCGGCACAACUAUUCCAGAGGAGAUUCUGUCUCUUGGCAACCAGUUGUUCAUCAAAUUCAACUCUCACUCUCUCACUUACGGCGGAGUUUUCAACAUGACUUGGGAUAGCAGCGUGACUGGAUGUGGAGGCGAAAUAGUCGGGGUGUCAGGCUCAAUACACUCCCCCAACUACCCGCAGCCCUAUGGAAAGAACGCCGAAUGCUUUUACACGGUGACAGUGUCAAAGGGAAGUAAGAUCCAACUGACUAUAGUCGACCUGCAACUUGAGAAUAGCAGGAAUUGUCAGCUCGACUAUAUACAGGUCUUCGACGGUCCCAGUGAGAAGUACCCUGAGGUUGGCAAAUACUGUAAUGUGCAUCCACCAAAUUUUGUCUCCAAGUCCAAUCAGAUAUUCAUCAAAUUCAGGUCGGAUAGCACCGUCGAGUAUAGAGGAUUCCAUCUCUCCUACAAAACUGUUUGCGAGGGAGUGGAGCUAACAGGAUUCAGAGGGGUGAUCGAGUCUCCCAAUUUCCCCUCGAUUUUCGAGCCGAGUGUGAACUGUACUUGGAAGAUAAAGGCGCCCCAAGGCAACAAAGUUAACAUCACUUUCUCGCACUUCGAUCUGGGAAAACAGUUUGGCUUCCUCAGUAGAGUCGGCUGCUCCUUCCUUGGAUAUGUUGAGAUUGGUACCCAAGACACCAAAAACCAUGAAGACGGAGAUGAAAGAGAGACAACUAUAGGCCAGUAUUGCAAAAACACCCUCCCAGCUCCCAUAACCACUUCUGGCAAUAUAGCUACAGUCAAACUGCGUGCCACGAUGAGGGUGUUUCAGGGCUUCAGACUCGAGUGGGCUGUACAUGGAUGCGGUGGCGAGUUGCAUGACAGAUUAUCGGGCGAAAUUCAUUCUCCCGGAUAUCCGUCUUCCUAUGAUCACAGACUGACCUGCGAAUGGCACAUAUCCGUCCCACCUGGCAACAGCAUACAGAUAAACGUCACAGACUUCAAUCUGGAGCACACGUACGGAUGCUUUGGCGACUAUCUCAUGCUUUUCGGAGGCCCCGACGAAGACUCACCUGUGCACUCUCGGCUGUGUGCCAACCAACCUGUGCCUUUAAUUCAGACGUCAUCCUCCAACCACAUGUUUGUCCGCUUCAACAGUGACGGCACCUUCAACGGUCGCGGGUUCCACGCCAUAUACACGGCUGUGCCCUCAAAGUGUGGAGGUUUAUUCACUGGAACAUCAGGCAAAAUCUACUCAAGGAAUUAUCCCAAGCAUUACGAGAAGACUGACGACUGUAUAUGGCAGAUAAAAACUAAAGAACAUCAUCUUCUCAACUUGACUUUCAACGAAUUCAACAUAUUUUCAUCUACAAACUGUUCAUUGGAUUCUGUAACUGUUUACGAUGGAGAAUCGUUGAAAGAUCCUGUUUUACUGGAGUAUUGUGGUAGUAAGCCUCCAGUACCGGCCUAUAUCAUGUCAACUGGUAACACUCUCACAAUACGACACAAAAGUAACAACACCCUUCCAAGGAAUGGAUUCACUGCAUCCUAUCAAAUGUCUUGUGGUGGGAAUCUGAUUGCAACAAACGAUCGAAAGUUUCUGUCCUACCAGGCAGCUCAUCAUUUUGUAGAUAUUGGCGAUUUCAGGAAGAACUGUUCAUGGUACAUUUCAGCCGAUUCAUUGGACAAACGAGUGACAAUCACGUUCUCAGCCCUGGAUAUCAGCAACUACCAUGCGUCGAAUGGUACAUGUGGAAAUGAAGGUCUGCUAGUGUAUGAUGGAGAAGAUGUGAAUGAUAGACCUGUGGAGAUAUGUGGCUCAAAACUGCCUCCACCGAUUGUGAGCACUGGCUCUAAGAUGUUGGUCAGAUUCCUGGAGAACUGGGCAACUGAUACCAGCUCCCAUUUUCUGAUCAGUUACUCGUCUAUGAGUUCAGAAUGUGGAGGGAAUAUAAGUGCUGAACAUGGUGUAAUCACGUCUAAAGAUUAUCCAAGUCUACAACAGCCUGAUUCCGAAUGUGUCUGGUAUCUCAAAGGAUCCGAAGGUGUGAACGUGAUCCUGGACCUGACCAUCCCCUGUGACAACCUCUCCAGAUCCCUCCUCCGCCCUGGACCAGGAUGCGACAUCCUCUUCAGACCCCAGGGCCCCCCGGAUGACUGCGGUGAGGAUUACCUGGAAGUUCGCGAGGACUCGUCUAGUGGCAGACUGCUGGGUCUCUACUGCUGCGAUCGACCGCCCACUAGCGCUCUGUCGGCCGGAAACCUGUGGCUGAAAUUCGAACUAGGCGCGUCCACCGUAUCCAAUCAUAACCUCAGGUUUACUGGGAACUUUCAUCUGAAUCACCUAAAUGAAAUCACAGGCUCGGCUGGUACAAUAUCUUCACCAUUUUACCCCAAAUUCUAUCCGAGACAAGGCACUUAUGAAUGGAGAAUCACUGUUACAUAUGGAAUGGUGGUCAGAAUUGCUUUCACCAAUCUACAAAUGGAGAACUCCUCCGGCUAUGAGGAUAAUUAUAUCGAGAUUUUCGAUGGAUUCGACUCAAAAGCGCCAUCACUGGCGAAGAAUUUCGGAACCGUGUCACCGGAUCCCGUACGAAGCACAGGCAACGUGGUAUUUAUCAGAUUUGUGACCAGCGGGUUCCUCUACAUCGGUUCCAAGUUCCAACUGACAUGGAUCGCCGAGGAUUUGGUUUUUGAUCCAUACUCGUCGUUCUUAACUAAGAAUGCUACUGAAGGAUGUGGAGGCCACGUAUUCGUAAGCCGUGUGACCGGCUUUAACGGGACUGCCCGCUUUGCAAGUCCCGGCUUCCCUGAAGGCUACGCCAGCGAUUUGAACUGUACGUGGACGGUGGAGACAGGCCCUGGGUUCAAACUUCAUAUGUCAUUCAUCGCCAUUGAUAUAGAGUCUUCUGAGAACUGUGAGGCCGACUAUGUGCAAGUGGCUAUACAGGAAAAGGACAAAGCAGAUAUGACGGUGAAGGGCAAAUACUGUGAGAAUACUGCGAAAUAUGAGUCAUAUAUCUACAACACACGUCGUAUGCAGGUUACAUUCGUCACAGACUAUUUUGUUAACAAGACUGGGUUUUCGGCUAUUGUCAAUGCUGUUUGCGGUGGUGAGCUAGAAGGCCCCAACGGUGAGAUCUCCACUUGGGACAUCGACCCGGAUCAGAGGCUGGCUCUCCACUCGGGCAUGGUUUGCGAGUGGCACGUCAAGGUGAGGCCAGGGCGCACCAUUCAGGUCCAAUUCGACAAGCUCGACAUACCUCAGGCGCCGGGCAAGGCUUGUGGCACUGACUAUGUUCUGUUGAAAAAUGGCGAGACAUAUUCGUCACCGAACCUGGGUGUUGGAAAGUAUUGUGGCACUUCCAUUCCUGUUCUGCCUGAUACAUCUAGCAACCAUCUCUAUGUCAAAUAUCCUAACCUGCCACAAGCCAGGGGCUUCAAACUUCUCUACCGCGAAGUGACCACGAACUGUGGAUGGGACGUGAAGCUGGCAAAUAACAAUGACACUCAGAUAAUUUCAACUCGUAACUAUCCCUCUACACCCGACCCACACUCUGAGUGCAUCUGGAGGGUGACGGCCCCCCCUGGAAGGUCCAUUCACAUCGACUUCCUUGACAAACUCACUAGUGGACAUACGGACUGUACCCGUGAGUAUGUAGAACUGAGAGACGGAGGCACUGAAACAUCUUAUCUGAUGGGAGGCAAGAGACACUGUUACACAACUCCUUCCUUCAAAAUCACCAGUGGAAACAUGCUUUGGAUAAAAUUCUUCACUGACGAGGAAGCCACUAUGGAUGGAUUCAGGAUAAAGGUUUCGCUGAAUCUAUGUGGAGGCACUUUCUACACCCCCAACACGGGGCUGAUAGAAUCGCCCAACUACCCCGAGAAUUAUCCUCGAAACACCUCAUGCCAGUGGCGACUACUGGCCCCAGGCAGUCACUCGUUCAGUUUACGUGUGCCUCAGCUCAACCUGCCUGGCUUCCGAACCGUCAACUGCGACCGAGCACCUGACAAACUCAAGGUCUUGUGGAAUGUGCCUGAUUUGGCUGAUAGGAGUCGCUUUGUCAUUGGCGAUUCAAACACAACAUCAAGAACUAUCUGCAACUCAAAUCAUUCUCCGACCGAGGUGAUACACUCGCCUGGCAACGAGGUUUUUAUCACCUUCCAGUCAUCCCCUGACUCCAUCGAGGCGAUGCCAAGGAGUUCGGUGAGCUCUGUACUCGGACCUCCCCCAUUCAGCCCCGGCCCCUUCUUCCACCCCAGGCUGUCGCUCUACACGAACCGUAUGUUCACCAACAGGGCACGACUAACAUUUCUCAGGGAUCAGCUGGCAGCUGGACGCAUGCUCAGUAGCACUCAAUUUGGCAGCAACAAACUGGUGUUUUUGGUUGAGUUCAACCAUACUGCCCAAGAGUGCCGCACCGAACUGAGACAAUCUCAAGGGGUGAUUGAGAGCCCUAACUACCCCAAGCCAGGGGUGCAGGACUUCUACUACUGUCAGUGGCGUAUCUACGUGCCCAAGGGGCGGAGAGUCACUUUCAAAAUUAUAGACCUCGAUAUGGAUGACACCGCUGUGGGAAAUUCGAAGAUGUGGGCGUUGCAGAGGAUCACUCUCUCUAACAACCCAGAAAGCUACUCGUACCGUAUCGCAAUGCUCACUGGCUCAAACCACACGGGGCGUGUUUUCGAAAGCACCAGUAACAUGAUGGUGGUGAACUAUGCAGUCAACAGACGUACUGUGCAUCGUGGAUUCAAGGCUGAGUUCUCUUCAGAUAAUCCGGCCUUGUGCGGCGGCGUGAUAACAACUUCAAUCGGAUCACCUGGUUCAAUUCGAACUUCGUCGGUGAUGAACUUAACAUCUUUCUACUGCGAGUGGGAAGUUCUCAAAUCGAACGCUAGCGGCAGCACUAUCAUGUUCAGUCUUACCGGUCUGGUGGGAAAUUCCCCUGGAGACUGUGAAUAUACCUCCACUAAACUGGCUUUCCUCAAUGACGAUUCAGUGAUUGAUACACUAUGUUCCAACUAUGAGAAGCCAGUUGUACUUCUCAGUCCGUUCUCGGUUACUACAUUGAAGGCCUACAAAAGUAUGUACAUUCGUUCACCGUACAUACCAACUCUAGCAUCCGGCCCCGAAAUCAACUACCACAUAGAGUACAGAGAGGUGCCAUGUGGAGGCAUCCUCAGGGGACCUGAACACGAAAUUGCUAGUCCGCCAUUUUCCAAUGCCACCGAUUCGCCCAUAGGAUGCGUCUGGAAAGUGACUUACCCAGAGGAACAGUCUAUUCAGAUAAACUUUUUGGAGAUCGACCUAUCGAUGAACUGUGAUCAGGAGUAUUUGGUGAUCUACAAUGGACCUCUGCCCACCUCCCCUCUCGCCCUGAAGUGGUGUGGCGCCAACCUCCCCUCCGCCCUCACGUCGCAGACCAAUCAGCUGUGGAUAGAGUACCAUUCACCCAAUAAACGCAAAGAGAGUAAAGUGAAAUUACGACUUAGUCCUACAUCGAAAGGUUGCGGAGGUGUUCACCAUGGCACGACAGGUGAAAUAAUGUCACCCGGCUUUUCUCUGAAAUACAUGCCUAACGUUGAGUGUGAUUGGGACAUCAGAGCUGAGUCUGGAUAUCGAAUUGUCCUCAAGUUCAUCGACCGAUUCUAUCUCGAAUUAUCCAAGGAUUGCACCAAGGAUUAUGUUAAGAUUUUCCUUUGGAAGAACAAGCAGUGGGUAGAGAACUCAGUACACUGCGGUCGAGACGAAGUCAACAAAGAGAUAGAGACUGAAGUGACGAGGGUCAGGGUCAUUUUCCACUCAGAUGCCAGCAACGAGGGAGAUGGAUUCAAGUUACUCUGGACAACCAAGUGUGGAGGAACGUUCACCGAGCCUCAAGGUCAAAUAAUGUCACCAAACUACCCUAAAAAGUAUGUCAAACUCCUGGAUUGCGCCUACCAUAUCACAGCUCCUGGCAAGAUUAUAAGGGGAUCGUUUACUGCUUUCGAUCUAGAAGAUGAUAACGACUGCAGAUACGACAAUGUGACAGUGACGGCAGAUAGUAGGAUGAGCAUGGACCCCCCGCGGGCCUACUGCGGUGUGAGCGCGCCUCCACCAAUCACAGAGCUCGAUCAACUCACCAUCAACUUUCGCUCUGAUUGGAUCAAGGAACGCACCGGGUUCCUCUUCGAGUACACUAUUGAUGAAUGUGGCGGCGAAGUAAAAUCACCGAGAGAGAUUUCCACACCAAAUCGUAACGGUGUUUACAUGGAUGGAUUGACUUGUACGUGGAACAUCACAGCACCCGAGGAUAAAGUCGUUAUCGUCACAUUCAAAUCAUUCAGCCUGGAGAGAAGCGUCAACUGUAGGUUCGAUUCACUCGCUGCCUGGCAAGUGGUGGACGGAGCUGAGUUCAAGAAGGGCGAGUACUGUGGAGAUGAGAAUCCAGGCACAAUCACCUCUCAACAGAAUAAACUCAACCUGAUUUUCAAAUCUGACGUCACCAACGGGUUGGAUGGUUUCGUGGCUAGCGUGAGGUUCACUUAUGGACCAAGCCAAGGCUGCGGAGGUAUUCUAUUCAUAGGUGAAGAGGCGCUGACAAUUUCGGCCCCUGACAUAGACCACAACGGACAUUAUGACUCAUUCCUCGAUUGCAGCUGGCAUGUCUCCACAGCUGAGGGAUAUGUCAUCCAAAUUGAGUUCGAACAUCUCAAGCUCGACGUAUGCAAGCAGUGUUCCUGUGAUUUUGUUGAGCUGAAAGACAGCUUGCAGAACAAUUCAAGUGUUAUCGGCCGAUACUGUGACACCCCACAAUUCAAGAUGGCGGCAACUGUUUCCAAUGAGCUCUGGAUCCGGUUCAAGACAGAUAACACCAGUAAUACUGGCACUGGAUUCAGGCUAAAGUUGACCAGGAAAACAUCGGAAUGCGGUGUGACCGAACUAACCGUUCAAAACGUGAGUCAAGUGUUGACCUCUCCCGGUUAUCCGGCCACCUGUAAGCCGGGUCUUCGUUGUGUGUGGACCCUCAAUAAUCCGGGCAACAGAUUGCUGAAACUGCACUAUUCCGACGUCCAUAUCGAGCCGUCUGAACGCUGUCUUGGUGAUCACCUCAAAGUGAUCGGUGUCGAAACUUGGACAUAUGGUGGCUUUUUGGAGUUUUUCUCGUCGUCGUAUUUGGAUAACAACAACAAAAAACAGCCCUUCUUCAACUUGUGCGGCCGAAAGAAAAAUUUGCCAGACACUUUAGCUUCGACAAGUAAAUUGAAAAUAGCAUUCGUCUGCUCUGCGGACCGGCCGGAGGGAUCUAAAGGCAGUGCUUUCAAAAUUGAAUAUUCAUCUUCAGAAUGUUCUAGAAACCUGACCAAUACUGAGUUCGGUCGUAUUAGGCACUCCAACGUUGUGAAAGACUGUCAGGUUCUGAUAACAGCUCCCAAUCAGAAUGACACCAUCUCGCUCUAUGUCCGCCAAAUCAGUUUCCUCAUCAGAGAUUGCACUUCUAAGAUAGCGAUCUACGAUGGUACAAACAAAGAUGGUAAACUGGUGGCCACGUGGUGUGGAGCAUAUAGCACUAAACCUCUAUACUCAACAGGGCCGGCUCUAUAUCUUCACAUCACCAUGGAGCCACAAAAUGAUGCAUACAGCAGCAAAUUCAUUCCUUCAUUUGAUCUAUCUUUCACUACAACUAGCAAAGGUAGAGGCUGUGGUGGAAGAAUGAUAGAAUACUCUGGAGCAAUAUCGAGUCCAUCUUUUGGCACCAAUGUGAGAAACAAUACAGAUUGUGAAUGGGAUAUCAUGAUACCAGUGCCUCAUCAGAAACUAAAAUUGAAUAUUUUUGAGUUCAACAUUGGAAGUAAAGCAUUAUGCGCGACAGAUUAUUUGGAAAUUUUCGAUGUAAAUGCUGAUGGCGAAUUGCAAUCAAGGGCCAAGUUCUGUGGAGGGGACUACCCAGGAACACUGAUUUGUAGCACGGGGCAUGCAGUUGUGAAAUCAGUUACUAGUGUUAAUAAUGCUGGAACUGGCUGGUAUAUGACAUUCGGCGCUGACCAUGACGUUAGCUAAACAUUUCAA
Nilaparvata lugens (brown planthopper) is the source of this 12103-nucleotide messenger RNA. Its product is annotated as cubilin. Gene Ontology annotation, molecular function: calcium ion binding. NCBI's taxonomy places the organism in Eukaryota, Metazoa, Arthropoda, Insecta, Hemiptera, Delphacidae. The record is from RefSeq and is a predicted model, not a curated record.